CGAUUACUCUGAGUUUGAUUUUUGGGACUGGUUUGUUAUCAACUCGCGCGCCUCUGUAUCGAUUAGUAAUGUCUGUUGUGUCACUGCAUGGCGCCUAUGUUUGAGUGUUUUGAAGCUUGAAGCGAAAAAGAGGAAUAUUUUUUGGACUUGGCAACCGGCGCCGAGCAGACAUGGGGCGUCGCUCGUCGGACAGCGAGGACGGCAGCCGCAGCCGGCGCAAAAAGAAGCACAGAAAGCGUUCGUCUUCCUCGUCUUCCUCCUCCAGCUCAUCAGGGAGCAGAGUGACCGGCCGCAGCAAACGCUCGAGCAGACGAAGCCGCUCACGCUCCAGAGACAGAGACCGAGACCGAGACAGGAGACGCAGGCGCCGCUCCAGCAGCAGUUCCUCGAGAGGCUCCGGCCACAGGAAGAGAAGCCGCAGCACAGAAAGGAGGCGGAGCCGAAGCACGGAUAGAGGGCGGGGCCAAAGAUCCCGUCGUUCUCGCUCCCGCAGCCGCAGAAGGUCUCGUUCUCGUCAUCGCAGAUCUCGCAGUCGGAGCAGCGGCAGAUCCAGCAGGAGACGCAGCCACAGUCGAACCCGAGACCGCGAUCGCGCUCAGCGCAAGACUCGAGACAAAGACAGGGGACGAGACCGAGGACGUGACAAAGACAAAGAGGACACGAAAGCCAAAGAAAAGGAAAAACAAGGACGGCAGCUGAACAGGCCAAGGCUCGACUCCAGCUAGUCCUCCAGGCUGCAGCUAAAACAGACGAGGCGCUGAGAGCGAAGGAGAAGAAAGAAGACGAGGUGAAGAAGAUCAAGGAGGAAGAGGAGGUCUCUCUGGCCGAGCAGGUGAGGAGGAUAAAGGAGAUCGAGGCCAUCGAGAGCGACUCUUUUGUUCCUCAGGCUUUCAAAUCAUCCCGGGACGCCGGCAAGGGAGCUGAAUCUGUGGAAACCCAGGAGGCGGGGCCUGGUGUCGCUCCCACAGUGAAGGAGGAAGUCAUCGCUCUGCCCACUGUUAUCAAGUACAGUAGCAGCGACACACUCGCUCACCCCAGUUUAUUCCUAGACAAAGAUGAGGCAGAGAGGUUGUGGCUGAAUCGACUCCUUUCACUGCGCCAGGAGAGGCUCAUGGGAAGUCCUGUGGCCUGAUCUCGACUCAUGAUCUCGACUCAUGAUCUCGACUCUGCCUCAUAAAGAUCUGAAUAUCAGCUUCUUUAAUAUGUUUUUCUUUUAAUCACUGUAUUUUCUAUUUGAUCGAUUUCAUUCUGGACGCCAAUAAACUCGAGUGAUUCAUUUAA
Messenger RNA from Tachysurus fulvidraco (yellow catfish), 1281 nucleotides. It is a transcript of the gene rsrc1, whose product is annotated as arginine/serine-rich coiled-coil 1. The transcript is spliced from 9 exons. Bases 171 to 725 code for a protein of 184 amino acids. The record is from RefSeq and is a predicted model, not a curated record. NCBI's taxonomy places the organism in Eukaryota, Metazoa, Chordata, Actinopteri, Siluriformes, Bagridae.